GUCAGACAGACAGAAGGAAAACAGACAUAAAAAAAAGUAUGUCAGUGAAUCAGGGGCCGUUGCCCCAUCCAGGGUACUGUGUCAGGGCACGGGAUGCUCUGGUCGGGGGCAGCAGCAGCAGCAGGGGCUCCUGGGACAAUAAUUAUUGGAGGAUACCACACCCUGGCGCCGCCACACGCACGCCUCCACCUGGGCAGAUGGUGCAGCAGCAGCAGCAGUGGCGGAGGUGGUGCCCUGCCUGACCCCCACACCCCGCCGCCCUCAGGCGGGCCGCCAGGCCCCUCCCACGGUCACAGCCCCGCCCAUGGUCACAACCCCUAACACCUUAUUGGUCGGUGGGGUCACGUGAUCUCGUGGGAGACAUAUAAAGGUGACGCGUGGCCGGGGCAAGGGUCAGACCAGUAUACGAUACAGAAGCCGACAUGUCUGUGUCUGAUUGGUACUUCCCCGUGUCGCAUCCUGGCUACUCCAGCCACCUGGAACACAGCUUCAUUGAACAGUUCGCCUGUCCCAGCCCGCCCUAUACUACCGGAUCUUACGCCUUGCCUGUUCAGUGCUCCAGUAACACUUCUUCUAAAGAAACCAAUAGUUGGUCUACUUCUGAAGGAAGAAGUUCGUCAGAUGGACGCCCCAGCCCCUCAUGUUCUCCUAGCAGCAGUUGUGAGAGUGUAGAGGGCAGCUCGUCACACGGGUGGAACUCUAACAUAUCCGGGCCAUCAUCUUGGUCGUGGGGAGCCCCUGGCACUACUCACCCGGUUCUGGCAGCUGCUUCCAACUUCAACAGUCCAGAGUGCUCCUUGUCAGAGUCCCGCGGUCGUCAGGCUAAAUGUCGCCGACGACCGCCUAAGAUAGUGGGACGCGAGGUGAUAAGGAAGCGUCGACUCGCAGCUAAUGCUCGGGAAAGACGUCGCAUGAACGGUCUUAAUGACGCCUUUGACAAGCUUCGUGAACACAUUCCAGCACUCAGUGGCGACCAGAAACUGUCCAAGUUCGAGACUCUACAGAUGGCACAGACGUACAUCUCGGCCCUAGUGGAGCUUCUGCAGUAGUCGAGGACGGUGAGAGAGAGUAACAUCUGGUCAGCUGUCACGAUGGUGUCGGCCUUAGACGUCUAACUCCCGUGAAGCUCAGUGCCACCGCGAGUGUCCAGUGCCGCCACUAAUCAAGUGCCACCGCUACUCAGUAUACAGUGCCACCGCUACUCAGUAAACUGUGCCCCCGCUACUCAGUGACUAGUGCUAUCGCUUCUCAGAGGUUAGUGCCACCGCUACUUGAACAGAGCCAACACUGCUCCAUGAACAGCGCCACUGCUACUCGGUAAACAGUGCCACCGCUACUCAUUGAGUAGUUUCAUCGCUACUCAGUGAAUAGUGUCACCACUACUCAACAGUGCCACCGCUACUCAGUGACCUGUGGAGGUCUGUCCGAACAAGGAUGAGGAGUGUCCAACCUAUCCAGUGAAUGGAUGAGUGAGGACCUUAAAUGUGUGUGUGCGUUUCAUCUAGUGUCAUGAAGUGCCCUGACUCCUAGUUUACAGGAGUGCCAGAUGGAGCCCAGGAAUGCCAGAUGGAGAGCAGGAAUGCUAUAUGGAGCCCAGGAAUGCCAAACGGAGCUCAUUAAUGCCAGAUGGAUCCCAGGAAUUGCCAGCGGAGCCCAUGAGUACCAGAUGGAGUCCAGGAAUGCUAGGUGGAGCCAAGGAAUGUUAGACGGAGCCCAGGAAUGACAGAUAAGUGAGUGGUGGAACUCUACAGUCGAAGUGUCUAGACCGACAGCACGGAAGCUCACUGGAAAGACGUUACCAAAAAUUUGUACAUUAUUCAUAUAAUCACAACUGGCUCAACUUAGUG
Messenger RNA from Cherax quadricarinatus, 1847 nucleotides. RefSeq names its product pancreas transcription factor 1 subunit alpha-like. Gene Ontology annotation, molecular function: DNA-binding transcription factor activity, RNA polymerase II-specific; E-box binding; protein dimerization activity. Gene Ontology annotation, biological process: axon development; sensory organ development; positive regulation of transcription by RNA polymerase II. The record is from RefSeq and is a predicted model, not a curated record. Gene Ontology annotation, cellular component: nucleus. Lineage: Eukaryota; Metazoa; Arthropoda; Malacostraca; Decapoda; Parastacidae.